AUGGAUUACUACAAAGUAUUAGAAUUAUCUAGAAGUGCAACCGAAGCAGAAAUCAAGAAGGCAUAUCGAAAACUAGCACUUAAAUGGCAUCCAGUAUAUAUGUCAUCAAUUUUGUAAGGAUAAAAAUCCAGACAAUAAGGAGAUUGCAACAAAAAAGUUUAAAGAGAUAGCCGAAGCUUAUGAGGUUCUUUCAAAGCCUGAAAAGAAAUCUCAUUAUGAUAAAUAUGGACAUCAAUAACCACCUCCAACUCCAAAUUAUUAACAGUCUAAUAAUUAUGGAAAUUCAUAUUAACAAGAUUUUAAUGAUUUUUAAGAGUUUUCUUCAGGAUUCUAAAAUGACUUCAAUAACUUCAACAAUAGAUCGCAAUAUAAUAAAUAUUCAGAAUAAACUUUUGGGUUCCCUUAAUUUAAUAGAAUGCCAGAUUUAAAUAAAUUCUUUUUCGGAGAUAACUUUGAUCCAUUUCAAGUUUUCUAGAAUUUUUUCAAAAAUGAUCCAUUUUUUAAUUAAGACUUUUUUGGAAAUAAUUAACAAUAAAAAACAAGUUUAAUGAAAGCGAAUUCUUAUCAUAAUGACUUUGAUGAUGAUUUUUUCAAGCCUAUAUAUUAAAAUGGUUCAAAUUAAAGUACGAAUUUGAUUAAAGGGUAAACUCAUAAGACAAUAUAAUCUACUACAACUACAAUGUAAGUUAAAAAAAUGAUUAAUCUAGGAAUGGAUAACCUAUUUAAAGAGUUAAAACAACAAUAAUUCAUCCAGAUGGAAGAAAAGAAGUCAAGGAAGAGAUUAAGCCAUUAUCUUAGUUAUAAAAACAUAACAGUGCCAUUUACUGA
Molecule: messenger RNA, 828 nt
Organism: Paramecium sonneborni
Lineage: Eukaryota; Ciliophora; Oligohymenophorea; Peniculida; Parameciidae
Source: the annotation of a GenBank genome assembly